Molecule: messenger RNA, 951 nt
Organism: Adineta steineri
Lineage: Eukaryota; Metazoa; Rotifera; Eurotatoria; Adinetida; Adinetidae
Source: the annotation of a GenBank genome assembly
AUGGAAAUUAUACUUGGUAAAAUCUCAGCUCGUUUAACAACAAUUCAAUUAGAAGAGACCUUAGGUUUUGUUAAAAAACUUUGUUUACAAAUAAUGAAAGAUGAAUAUACUCUUGUUUGUUCACCAUAUAUCGAUAAAGCAAAAUGGAUUGAAAAACUUAAAUAUGAUGUACUUAGAUUUAGUUUAGAUUCAGUUGAUCUUAAUCUUAUUGAGGUUGAAAAUGCUGUUAAUAUUCAAAUAGCACCUAUUCGUUUAUAUAGGUGUAGUACACAUACAUCACUAUGUAAUGAAAGUUUAACAUUAAAAGUUGGUACAAUACAUAUUCGCCAAUUAUUACGUCUUUAUACUGGUUCAUGUGAACAAUCAUCAUUUGGUCGUUCAUUAUUUCAUUCUGAUUUACAUGUUUUACAUUCACAUUUUAUAUUUGAACAUGUUAAUCGAUUUCAUGAUGAAUUAGAUGAUGAAGACAUUUUUUAUCCAUUUGAUUUUUGUGGACAACAAAAACAAUCUAAUGAACAACAUCAAAAUAGAAAUGAUAGUCCAAUACGAUUUGUUAUUGAACGAAAUGAACAUAAACGUUCAUCAUCAUCAUCAUCAUCAAUACCAUUAAAUAAUAUAAAUAUUGUUUCAUCAUUAUCACCUCAAACAGUAGGAAGUGAUGAUUAUUUAACACCUAAUGAACAUUUAUCAUUAACAAGUGCAAGUCAAACAAGUUUUAAUUCAACUUUAAAUAAUACAAAUAAUAUUAUGGAGUCAUCGUCAACAUCAUCAUUAACUAUGAUGCAACAACAAUCAUCAACUUUAUCCUCGCCAUUACAUUCAGAUUUAAAUUUAUUUUUAACAUCAAUUGGUAAUAAACAAAAUCUAUCAACAAAUUCAUCACGUUCAUCAUCAAUCGAUUCAUUAAUAGCUCUACAAAAGAAUACUUCAAAGACAACACGCAAGAAAUAG